Molecule: messenger RNA, 1812 nt
Organism: Pangasianodon hypophthalmus (striped catfish)
Lineage: Eukaryota; Metazoa; Chordata; Actinopteri; Siluriformes; Pangasiidae
Gene: amy2a
Product: amylase alpha 2A
Exons: 10
Coding region: 240-1778 (512 amino acids)
Biological process (GO): carbohydrate metabolic process
Molecular function (GO): alpha-amylase activity; cation binding
Source: RefSeq, a predicted model, not a curated record
AUUGAAAUAUUUUUACAAGCCAUGUGCCGUGUUCUCAUGCUGGAAAUAAUUUCCUGUGGGAUAUUUUGAGCCUCGGAUGUGUUUACACAAGUGUAGAAAACGUGAGAAAGUGAAGUUGAUUUGCAGGUGCAUGUUAUGCUUAUUGAAUAUUAACUCCUGUGGCAUUGAGGAUUUCAUUAUAAAUAAAAUCCGGCUGAAUCCUCGUCUGUCUCUGAACUCCCUCAGCCUGAGGAGUAAAGAUGAAGCUUCUUAUUUUGGCAGCGCUUUUUGGUCUGAGUCUUUCCCAAUUCGACCCACACACCAAAUACGGCCGCACCUCCAUCGUUCACCUGUUCGAAUGGCGCUGGGAGGACAUCGCCAAGGAGUGUGAGAGGUAUCUCGCUCCCAACGGCUAUGGAGGAGUUCAGAUUUCCCCUCCGAGUGAGAGCAUCGUCGUCACCAAUCCUUGGCAUCCUUGGUGGCAAAGAUAUCAGCCAAUCAGCUACAACCUCUGCUCCAGAUCAGGAACUGAGGCUCAGCUCAAGGACAUGAUCACUAGAUGCAACAAUGUCGGGGUGAAUAUCUAUGUGGAUGUGGUGAUUAAUCACAUGUGUGGAGCCGGAGGUGGAGAAGGAAAACACUCGAGCUGCGGUACAUAUUUCAACGCCAACACAAGGAGUUUCCCUUCAGUUGCUUACUCUGCUUCGGACUUUAACGACGGAAAAUGCCGCACCGGCAGUGGCAACAUCGAGAACUAUAACGAUAUUUAUCAGGUGAGAGAUUGUCGUCUGGUCAGUCUGCUGGACCUGGCACUGGAGAAGGAUUAUGUCCGUGGUAAAGUGGUCGACUACAUGAACAAGCUGAUUGAUCUGGGCGUGGCCGGGUUCCGAGUGGACGCCUGUAAACACAUGUGGCCUGGAGAUUUAAAAGUUGUUUACGGUCGACUCAAAAACCUCAACACCAAUUGGUUCCCCUCUGGAGCCAGACCAUUCAUCUACCAAGAGGUUAUUGAUCUCGGUGGAGAGCCGAUCAAAUCUUCGGAGUAUUAUGGGCUGGGCAGAGUGACUGAAUUUAAAUACGGCGCUAAACUGGGAACCGUUAUACGCAAAUGGAACAAUGAGAAACUGCGCUAUCUGGUUAACUGGGGUGAAGGUUGGGGUUUUAUGCCAUCUGGUAAAUCUGUGGUGUUUGUUGAUAAUCACGAUAAUCAGAGAGGCCACGGAGCCGGAGGAUCUGCCAUCCUCACCUUCUGGGAUGCCAGGUUGUACAAGAUGGCUGUUGGUCUGAUGUUGGCGCAUCCGUACGGCGUGACCCGAGUGAUGUCCAGCUUCCGCUGGGAUCGCAAAAUCGUUAAUGGACAGGAUCAGAACGACUGGAUCGGACCGCCGAGUUACAGCGAUGGAAAAACGAAGCCGGUUCCCAUCAACGCGGACUCGACGUGUGGAGACGGCUGGGUGUGUGAGCACAGGUGGAGGCAGAUCAGGAACAUGGUGAUUUUCCGGAACGUGGUUAACGGACAGGCGCUGGUGAACUGGUGGGACAACGGAAGCAACCAGAUCGCGUUCGGUCGCGGGAAUCGCGGCUUCAUCGCCAUCAACAACGACGGCUGGGCUCUGGACGCCACGCUGAACACCGGUUUGCCCAGCGGCACUUACUGUGAUGUCAUUUCCGGCCAAAAGGAAGGAAGCACUUGUACAGGAAAACGAGUGCAAGUGGGCUCAGACGGACGCGCUUACUUUAAAAUCAACAACACAGACGAGGAUCCUUUCGUUGCCAUCCAUGUGAAUGCUAAACUGUGAAAUAAUACAUAAUAAAAAAACGAGUGAGCAUGCA